GAGUUAUAUUUUCACUUCUUGAUUGAUUUUUACAUCAAUAUAAGCAUGAGCAAUUACAAACGGAAGAGCAAUUUGAAAGGAAGCAGCACAUUUAACCAGGAUGCCAAUGAAAUGGGCUUCAGUUCUUGUGCUGAUACUUCUGAGUUGUUCCUUUACCUCUGGGAGUUGUGGAAAGGUGCUGGUGUGGCCAACAGAAUUCAGCCAUUGGAUCAAUAUGAAGACAAUACUGGAUGAACUUGUUCAGAGGGGACAUGAGGUCACUGUUCUGGCAUCUUCAGCUUCCAUUCUUGUUGAUCCCAAUGAAUCUUCUGCUAUUAAAUUUGAGGUUUAUCCUACGCGUCUUAUUAAAGAUGCUUUUGAAAGGCUUUUCAUGCAAUCGGUGAAGAAAUUGACAUAUUAUCCAAGAGAUACAUUUUGGACAUAUUAUUCACUAAUGCAAGAAACUGCUUGGGAAUAUUCUGCUAGUAUUAAAAAGUUGUGUGAAGAUGUAGUUUCAAAUAAGCAACUUAUGAGAAAACUACAAGAAUCAAAGUUUGAUAUUGUUCUUGCAGAUGCCAUUGGUCCCUGUGGUGAGCUGCUGGCUGAGCUUCUUAAAAUACCAUUUGUGUAUAGUAUCCGGAACACUGCUGGCUAUAACUUUGAAAGAUAUAGUGGAGGACUUCUAUGCCCUCCUUCCUAUGUUCCUGUUAUUUUUUCAGAAUUAAGUGAUAAAAUGACAUUUAUGGAGAGGGUAAAAAAUAUGUUAUAUAUGCUUUAUUUUGACUUUUGGUUCCAAACAUUUAAUGUGAAGACUUGGAAUCAGUUUUACAGUGAAGUACUAGGAAGACCCACCACAUUAUAUGAGAUGAUGGGAAAAGCUGAAAUGUGGUUCAUUCGAACCUACUGGGAUGUUGAAUUUCCUCGCCCACUCUUACCACAUUUUGAGUUUGUUGGAGGACUCCACUGCAAACCUGCCAAACCCCUGCCUAAGGAAAUGGAAGAGUUUGUCCAGAGCUCUGGAGAAAAUGGCAUUGUAGUGUUUACUCUUGGGUCAAUGAUCAGUAACAUGACAGAAGAAGCAGCCAAUGUGAUUGCAUCAGCCCUUGCCCAGAUUCCACAAAAGGUUCUGUGGAGAUUCAAUGGCAAGAAACCAGAUACCUUAGGACCCAAUACUCGUCUCUUUAAGUGGAUCCCCCAAAAUGACCUCCUUGGUCACCCAAAAACCAAAGCUUUUAUAACUCAUGGUGGAACCAAUGGCAUGUACGAAGCUAUCUACCAUGGGAUCCCUAUGGUGGGCAUUCCUUUGUUUUGGGAUCAAUUCCAUAACAUCGCUCACAUGAAGUUCAAGGGGGCAGCAGUGAGUCUGGACUUUGUCACAUUGACAAGCACAGAUCUACUUAAUGCUUUGAAGACAGUCAUCAAUGACCCAGUCUAUAAGGAGAAUGCCAUGAAGUUAUCAAGAAUCCACCAUGACCAGCCCAUGAAGCCCCUGGACCGAGUGGUCUUCUGGAUUGAGUUUAUUAUGCACCACAAAGGAGCCAAGCACCUCAGGCCAGCUGCCCUUGACUUGACCUGGGCACAAUACUACUCUCUGGAUGUAACUGGAUUCCUGCUGGCCUGUGUGGCAACUGUCACUUUCCUUAUCAUAAAGUGUUGCUUGUUUGGCUACCGAAAAUUUGUGAAGACAGGGAAGAGGGAAAAGAAGGAGUAGAGUUCCUUGAGACCUAAGGCUAUUAGGCAUGGCUAGAAGAGAAAAAAACAGGAAAGGCUACCAUGGACUUUCAGAUUUGCCUGUUCUACAAAAUAUCGGGAUGUUGUUAAUGAUGCCUAAAUAAGGAAAAUGGAGGAAGCUAUCUUGAAGAGUCAGAGCUAUCCCACAGCCUCAGGGAGGGCAGUGGUGUUCAUAGUCACGGAAAACUUCACAUGGGAGAUAGCACAUCUGCUAAAGUUCACUCAUCUUCC
Choloepus didactylus (southern two-toed sloth) is the source of this 1941-nucleotide messenger RNA. RefSeq names its product UDP-glucuronosyltransferase 2B31-like. The record is from RefSeq and is a predicted model, not a curated record. Gene Ontology annotation, molecular function: UDP-glycosyltransferase activity. The transcript has 7 exons. Bases 101 to 1690 code for a protein of 529 amino acids. NCBI's taxonomy places the organism in Eukaryota, Metazoa, Chordata, Mammalia, Pilosa, Megalonychidae.